UGGGCGGGGGCCGGGUCAGCGAGGCCCGCAGAACCGAAGGCUGAGCGCCGCUGAGCGCACGCUCAGAGCAGACAGCUGGAAGCAGGCAGGACGGAGAGCCUAAGACACCGGGGCUGACCGCCAAAGGGAGGGAAAGGUGGUCAAGGAAACCGGCCAGGCCAAGUACGCGGGGCGACAGCCAGGAGAGUCCAGGGCCAGCGGUGGCUGCCGAAGCAGCCCUACACCUUAUGCGCGGACGCAGCGCAGGCGGGAGAGCGAGGACGCGCCGGGCACGGCGCGCUGACCCCGCUGGGGCGCACGGGUGCCAUGUCGUGCGAGCGGCCUCCGCGCACCGACAUCCCUCGCAACCUGAGCUUUAUAGCAGCGCUGACCGAGCGCGCCUACUACCGCAGCCAGCGACCCAGCCUCGAGGAGGAGCCGGAGGAGGAGCCGGGGGAGGGCGGGACCCGGCCCGGUGCCCGCUCCCGGGCUCCCGUGCCGGCUCGGGGCCGUAGGGCCCGCUCUGCGCCCGCAGGUGGCGGCGGGGCCCGGCCAGCCCGCAGCCGCAGCCCCGACACCCGCAAGAGAGUGCGUUUCGCCGACGCGCUGGGGCUGGAGCUGGCCGUGGUCCGCCGCUUCCGCCCGGGGGAACCGCCCCGGGUGCCCCGCCACGUGCAGGUGCAACUGCAGAGGGACGCCCUGCGCCACUUCGCGCCCUGCCCGCCGCGCACCCGCGGCCUCCAGGAGGCGCGCGCCGCCCUGGAGCCCGCCCGCGAGCCCGGCUUCGCCGCCCGGCUGCAGGCGCAGCGCAUCUGCCUGGAGCGCGCCGACGCGGGCCCUCUGGGCGUGGCCGGGAGCGCGCGCGUGCUGGACCUGGCCUACGAGAAGCGCGUGAGCGUGCGCUGGAGUGCGGACGGCUGGCGCAGCCUGCGGGAGUCGCCUGCCGCCUACGCCGGCCCGGCCCCGGCCCCACCGCGGGCGGACCGCUUCUCCUUCCGCCUGCCGGCGCCUCCGGUCGGCGGCGCGCUGCUUUUCGCCCUCCGCUACCGGGUGACCGGCCGCGAGUUCUGGGACAACAACGGCGGCCGUGACUACGCGCUGCUUGGGCCCGAGCACCCGGAUGGUGCCGGAGUCGCCGAGCCCCAGGGCUGGAUCCAUUUUAUUUGAGACUGGGCUCCUGCCGGCCACAGCAGGGAAAAAACAAAAACAAAACAAAACAAAAACAAAAAACAGAGGCACCCGGGGGGCGGGGGAGGCUGUGGCAUCAGGAACCCGGGAACCACGGUUGGCAGAUGGGUGGAGAGCGGUCCCAGAGAGUCAAGCAGAGGAGGCUGGAAACCUCCUGCGAGGCUCAGAGACUGUAGGGUGGAGAACAUCAGCUGGGUGUAAGUGAAAAGAACUCAAGGAAUUCGAGGAAGGAGUCCCAGGCUCUGGAAAGUUAAGCCUCCUUGGGCUAGGACGCAUUAUGGAUUGAGCAACCUUGAUGUAUGAA
Peromyscus maniculatus bairdii (prairie deer mouse) is the source of this 1471-nucleotide messenger RNA. RefSeq names its product protein phosphatase 1 regulatory subunit 3E (gene Ppp1r3e). Lineage: Eukaryota; Metazoa; Chordata; Mammalia; Rodentia; Cricetidae. Gene Ontology annotation, biological process: regulation of glycogen biosynthetic process. The record is from RefSeq and is a predicted model, not a curated record. Gene Ontology annotation, cellular component: protein phosphatase type 1 complex. Gene Ontology annotation, molecular function: protein phosphatase 1 binding; glycogen binding.